Molecule: messenger RNA, 3402 nt
Organism: Lynx canadensis (Canada lynx)
Lineage: Eukaryota; Metazoa; Chordata; Mammalia; Carnivora; Felidae
Gene: SLC37A3
Product: solute carrier family 37 member 3
Exons: 15
Coding region: 1309-2838 (509 amino acids)
Biological process (GO): transmembrane transport
Cellular component (GO): endoplasmic reticulum membrane
Molecular function (GO): transmembrane transporter activity
Source: RefSeq, a predicted model, not a curated record
AGUCGGUGCAACGAGUUGUUUCUUUCUAGAUGUCAGAAUCAAGUGUAUUAUCGAAGGUUCUGUUUUGUGCACUGAUAAAAUGAAAUGUCGCAGCAGUAACCAUUAACUGGCAUAUGAGUCUUUUGUUUAGGAGAAGGAAAGUUGUUUUUGCUAUUGUUGUUGUUGUUUGUUUUUUUGUUUUUGUUUUAAGUACAAUCUACCCUUCAAUGUGGAACUUGACCCCAGACCCCAAGAUCAAGAGUCACAUGCCAGCCAGGCACACCGAGAGGGAAAGGUUUUUAUCUUGAAAACUGGUUGUCUUUGGAAUAUAUUUAAAAUGGGUAGGAAGAAUGUAGUUUUAGGAAGCCUGGAAUAAGACAAGAGAAUUUUACAGGGAAGUGCUAGGUACUCUACAUCUGUGGUAAUGAAACAAUUUAAGAAGAGACAAAAAUUACAGAAGGCUUGAGUUUUGAGUGAAAGGAUUCGUGUGGUACAGAUAAAUGGCUUCAAAUGGGAUGAUGUGGGAUGAAAAAGUUACUUGUGUCGAACAUUGAGGUGCUGAAUUACAACACACACAAUACUGUCAAAAUAAUUGAACUCAGCUAUGCAUUCAUUACUCUUCCAGCUACCUUUUUCUGUUUUAGUACACACCAUCUUCUUACUUUGCAAAUGUAGAAACUGAAGUCUGAAGAGUGAAGUAAUUGCCCAUCUAAUGUCCUUCUCAUUUGAGUAUAGUAAUAGUGUAACCACUAUUACUAAUAGGUGGGUUUUUUUUUUCCCCAUUCAGGAUUUAUACUUCUAAGCUUAAGGUGAGAUAUUUCUAAUCGCUGUGUUUUACCCAGCUUCAGAUAUUUUAGCCUUUUUUCUUAUAUAGUAUAGCAUAGAGACUAGGGUCAGGUCUGGGUUUGAAUGCUCGCUUCCUCUGUUAAGAGAUACUACUUUAUAAAAUCUGUUUUCUUAUUUAUAAGAUGUGAGAACUAAAUACAGUAACGCAAGGCAAGUACCUAGCACAGUGCCUGGUGCCUUGAGAGUAUUCGGUGUUGGUUAUGGUCAAAGAAUUCAUUCGUGCACAAAAUCUUUAUGGAUCAUUCUAAAUGCUCUACUAGGUGCCAGAGAUGUAGCCAUGGACUGAAGACAGAUGAGGCCGUUCUUUUGUGGAGCUUACAGCCGAACAACACACAUGUAAACCGUUAAACCAGAUAAUUUGAUUGGGAGCAAUGCUAUGAAAGGAAGAAGCAGCGACAGAGGGGAGACAGAAAGAAGAAAUGAUGUAAAUAAUUCACUGUCCAAACUUUGAGGUCAGAGGUGAGAAGGAAGGUCAGGAAGACUAUGGCCUGGCCAAAUAUUUUUCAAAGAGGAACUCUGUUCUCCCGAUUCAGCCAUCAUCACGUUGUUGUGUUCUUGCUCACCUUCUUCAGUUAUUCGUUGCUCCACGCAUCAAGAAAAACUUUUAGCAAUGUCAAAGUCAGUAUCUCUAAGCAGUGGACCCCAAGUGCUUUUAACAAGUCCAUUAGAUUGCCUGUAGAGAUCUGGACCAGCAACCAUUUGUUCCCCAGCGCAGAGGAGGCCACUCUUUUCCUUGGAACGCUGGACACCAUUUUCCUCUUCUCUUAUGCUGUGGGCCUUUUCAUCAGUGGAAUUGUUGGAGAUCGGCUUAAUUUGCGAUGGGUUCUGUCGUUUGGCAUGUGUUCUUCUGCACUAGUGGUGUUCGUCUUUGGUCCUGUCACAGAAUGGCUACAUUUCUACAACAAGGGCCUCUACUGCUGUCUGUGGAUUGGGAAUGGCCUGCUGCAGUCUACCGGUUGGCCCUGUGUGGUUGCGGUUAUGGGCAACUGGUUUGGGAAAGCGGGACGAGGAGUUGUUUUUGGUCUCUGGAGUGCCUGUGCAUCAGUGGGCAAUAUUUUGGGAGCAUGCCUAGCUUCUUCUGUUCUACAGUAUGGUUAUGAGUAUGCCUUUCUGGUGACCGCGGCGGUGCAGUUUGCUGGUGGGAUCAUCAUCUUCUUUGGACUCCUGGUGUCACCAGAAGAAAUUGGUAUCCCAGGUAUUGAGGCAGAAGAAAAUUUUGAAGAAGACUCACACAGGCCAUUAAUUAAUGGUGCCGAAAACGAAGAUGAAUACGAACCUAAUUAUUCCAUUCAAGAAGGCAGCACUAUUACCCAAGUCAAGGCAAUCAGCUUUUAUCAGGCCUGUUGUCUUCCUGGAGUUAUACCGUAUUCACUGGCCUAUGCCUGCUUGAAGUUGGUAAAUUACUCCUUCUUCUUCUGGUUGCCCUUUUAUCUGAGUAACAACUUUGGAUGGAAGGAGGCUGAAGCUGACAAGCUGUCCAUUUGGUACGAUGUUGGAGGAAUUAUAGGUGGAACUUUGCAAGGUUUCGUCUCUGACGUAUUACAGAAGAGAGCCCCGGUUUUAGCUCUGAGUCUGCUUCUGGCAGUUGGGUCCCUCGUUGGAUACAGCCGUUCUCCAAAUGAUAAGUCCAUUAACGCACUUCUGAUGGCGGUUACAGGAUUUUUUAUUGGUGGACCUUCUAAUAUGAUUAGCUCUGCUAUUUCUGCGGACCUGGGUCACCAAGAGCUGAUCCAAGGGAGCAGUGAGGCUUUGGCGACCGUCACAGGAAUUGUUGAUGGAACCGGAAGCAUUGGAGCAGCGGUAGGCCAGUAUUUAGUGUCUUUGAUCCAGGACAACCUGGGAUGGAUGUGGGUGUUCUACUUUUUCAUUCUCAUGUGCAUCCUGAUUGGAGACAACCUCAAUCGCCCCAGGUCCAGGCACGGCCCUCCAGCCUCGUCCGAGGAGCCUGGAGUUCUCUGGAGCUGCCUCAAGGCUGCGUACUCUGCUGUCACAAAGGACGCUUCUCCUGCCUAACUGCCUUCUAGCUUCUGAAGACUGGACUGUGUGUCCCUGUGUUCCACUUCUGACAUCUGUGCUAAAUAGAGGGAGAUAUCUCCUUAUGAACCUGCCGUGUGAUCACACAAGAUUUUGUACUAGAAAGAAAACUGGAUCCAUUCUAAGAAACACGUUUUAAAGUGAGCUCCAGGGGCGCCUGGCUGGCUCUGUCAGUAGAUCAUGCGACUCUUGAUCUUGGGGUCAUGAGUUCAAGCCCCACAUUGGGUUCAGAGAUUACUUACUUACUUAAAAAAAAUUAAAAAAAUAAAAAGAAAGUGAGCUCUAGUAUCAAUUUUCUGCUCUGCCUAUGGCAAAUCAUUUAAUCUGUGUACAUUAGUUCUUUUUCUGGAGACUGUGUAACAUUAAAUUUAAAAAAAUAUAUUAACUGAUUUUUGGAAUCAUUUUUUUAAUUCAUUAAAGAUCAAGUUAUCUUUGCACGCAGUCAUAAUGAAUGUAAUUAUCCAAAUUCAUUAUUACGUUCAAAACAUGGUGCUCUAACAGAAUUCGUUAGAUUGUCACUGCAUAUUUAAUGCUUUUUUCUCU